This is a messenger RNA of Mesitornis unicolor (brown roatelo), 3154 nucleotides long. RefSeq names its product ADP-ribosylation factor guanine nucleotide-exchange factor 1 (brefeldin A-inhibited) (gene ARFGEF1). Gene Ontology annotation, molecular function: guanyl-nucleotide exchange factor activity. The transcript has 21 exons. Lineage: Eukaryota; Metazoa; Chordata; Aves; Mesitornithiformes; Mesitornithidae. The annotation marks the transcript as partial. Gene Ontology annotation, biological process: regulation of ARF protein signal transduction. The record is from RefSeq and is a predicted model, not a curated record.
AAGGCUGAAACAGAAAAGCAAAGUCCCCCCCAUGGAGAAGCAAAGCCUGGUUCAAGUACUCUUCCACCGGUGAAAUCAAAGACAAGCUUCAUUGAAGCAGACAAGUACUUCCUGCCUUUUGAAUUGGCGUGCCAGUCGAAAUGCCCCCGGAUUGUCAGUACAUCUCUGGAUUGUUUGCAGAAACUUAUAGCAUAUGGGCACUUGACAGGGAAUGCUCCAGACAGUACAGCUCCAGGCAAAAAAUUAAUUGAUAGGAUUAUCGAGACAAUAUGUGGCUGUUUUCAAGGUCCUCAAACAGAUGAAGGGGUUCAACUACAAAUAAUAAAGGCUUUGCUCACUGCAGUAACAUCUCAACACAUAGAAAUCCACGAAGGAACAGUGCUACAGGCUGUAAGAACAUGUUACAAUAUCUAUCUAGCAAGCAAAAAUCUCAUAAAUCAAACCACAGCCAAGGCCACUCUAACACAAAUGCUGAAUGUCAUUUUUGCACGUAUGGAAAAUCAAGCACUUCAGGAAGCCAAACAGAUGGAAAAGGAAAGACACCGACAGCAGCACCAUCUACAGCAGUCUCCAGUAAGCCAUCAUGAGACUGAGUCACCUCAGUUGAGACAUAUUCCAGCACAGGCUGAUCAGCUGUCCAAAGAGCAUGAGAGAGAGCUUGACCACAGCACAAAUGAUGUGGACAAGAACCUUCAAGAAGAUCUAGAGGCAGAAAAUGGAUCUGAUAUUUCUAGUGCUGAAAACGAACAGACGGAAGCCGACCAAGCCACAGCAGCAGAAAGUCUUUCUAAAGCUGAUGGAGGAACAUAUGAUGGUGAAAGCAAUGAGUCUGAAGAGAAGGCACAAGAAAUUGUAGAAAGUAUUGUGCAGGAAAUGGUGAACAUAGUAGUUGGAGAUGUGGAAGGGACUGCUGAAAGUGCAGGUGGUGAUGGCACAAUUGUAACGUCAGAGGAUGGCAGCGACAGUGAAAACAUUCAGGCAAAUGGAAUUCCAGGGACUCCAAUUUCUGUUGCUUAUACACCAUCUUUACCUGAUGACAGAUUAUCUGUCUCUUCCAACGAUACUCAGGAAUCUGGAAAUUCUUCAGGACCUACCCCUGGUGCUAAGUUUUCCCACAUUUUACAAAAGGAUGCCUUCCUUGUAUUCAGGUCACUGUGUAAACUCUCCAUGAAGCCCCUGUCAGAUGGACCGCCAGAUCCAAAAUCUCAUGAACUGCGGUCAAAGAUUCUUUCACUGCAGUUGCUUCUGUCCAUUCUGCAAAAUGCAGGACCUGUCUUCAGGACAAAUGAGAUGUUUAUUAAUGCUAUUAAGCAGUACCUUUGUGUUGCACUGUCAAAAAAUGGAGUCUCAUCCGUUCCAGAAGUUUUUGAACUUUCACUUUCCAUAUUUCUUACCCUCCUCUCAAACUUUAAGACUCAUCUGAAGAUGCAGAUUGAGGUUUUCUUCAAAGAAAUUUUCCUGUAUAUCUUGGAAACGUCUACUAGCUCAUUUGAUCAUAAAUGGAUGGUUAUUCAAACACUGACAAGGAUAUGUGCAGAUGCCCAGAGCGUAGUGGACAUCUACGUGAACUAUGAUUGUGAUUUAAAUGCAGCAAAUAUAUUUGAAAGGCUUGUUAAUGACCUAUCAAAGAUUGCUCAAGGAAGAGGUAGCCAAGAGCUUGGCAUGUCCAAUGUUCAGGAGUUAAGUUUGAGAAAAAAAGGGUUGGAAUGUUUAGUAUCGAUCCUGAAGUGCAUGGUGGAGUGGAGUAAGGAUCAAUAUGUAAAUCCCAAUUCUCAGACAACACUUGGCCAGGAAAAGCCGACAGAGCAGGAGAGCAAUGAAACCAAACACCCUGAGACAAUUAACAGAUAUGGAAGCUUGAAUUCCUUGGAUUCUACUGCUUCGUCAGGAAUUGGCAGUUACAGCACGCAGAUGUCUGGCACUGACAAUCCAGAGCAGUUUGAGGUCCUAAAGCAACAAAAGGAAAUAAUAGAACAAGGAAUUGACUUAUUCAAUAAGAAACCAAAGAGGGGGAUUCAGUACCUGCAAGAACAAGGAAUGCUCGGCACUACCCCUGAAGACAUUGCUCAGUUCUUGCAUCAAGAGGAAAGAUUAGAUUCAACUCAGGUUGGGGAGUUCCUGGGAGACAAUGAUAAAUUUAACAAAGAAGUCAUGUAUGCAUAUGUAGACCAACACGACUUUUCAGGAAAAGAUUUUGUUUCAGCUCUGCGCAUGUUUCUAGAGGGAUUUCGUCUUCCAGGAGAGGCUCAAAAAAUUGAUCGCCUCAUGGAGAAAUUUGCUGCUAGAUAUUUAGAAUGUAACCAAGGGCAAACUCUUUUUGCUAGUGCAGACACAGCGUAUGUCUUAGCUUACUCAAUUAUCAUGUUGACAACAGAUCUUCACAGUCCACAGGUUAAGAAUAAAAUGACGAAAGAACAGUAUAUUAAGAUGAAUAGAGGUAUCAAUGACAGUAAAGAUCUCCCUGAAGAGUAUUUGUCUGCUAUCUAUAAUGAAAUAGCUGGAAAGAAGAUUUCAAUGAAAGAAACAAAAGAAUUAACAAUACCCACAAAAUCCAGUAAACAAAGUGUUGCUAGUGAAAAGCAGAGAAGACUCCUGUAUAAUCUGGAAAUGGAACAAAUGGCUAAAACAGCUAAAGCUCUCAUGGAGGCAGUGAGCCAUGUUCAGGCACCUUUUACCAGUGCGACACACCUGGAGCAUGUGAGACCCAUGUUUAAGUUGGCGUGGACACCUUUUCUGGCUGCAUUCAGUGUGGGUCUGCAGGACUGUGACGACACAGAAGUUGCCUCUCUCUGUUUGGAGGGCAUACGAUGUGCCAUCAGGAUUGCUUGCAUUUUCAACAUUCAGCUUGAAAGAGAUGCCUAUGUCCAAGCGUUAGCAAGAUUUACCUUACUUACAGUGAGUUCUGGUAUUACUGAAAUGAAGCAGAAGAAUAUUGACACAAUUAAAACUCUCAUCACGGUGGCUCAUACAGAUGGAAACUAUUUAGGAAAUUCCUGGCAUGAGAUUCUGAAAUGUAUCAGUCAGCUUGAACUGGCACAGUUAAUAGGAACUGGAGUAAAACCUCGCUACAUCUCAGGGACAGUGCGUGGCAGGGAAGGUUCUUUUACUGGAACAAAAGAUCAAGCACCUGAUGAAUUUGUGGGGCUGGGACUGG